Messenger RNA from Pantherophis guttatus, 2104 nucleotides. RefSeq names its product ubiquitin like 4A (gene UBL4A). Gene Ontology annotation, molecular function: protein-folding chaperone binding. Gene Ontology annotation, cellular component: BAT3 complex. NCBI's taxonomy places the organism in Eukaryota, Metazoa, Chordata, Lepidosauria, Squamata, Colubridae. The record is from RefSeq and is a predicted model, not a curated record. Gene Ontology annotation, biological process: tail-anchored membrane protein insertion into ER membrane; post-translational protein targeting to endoplasmic reticulum membrane.
UCUCUAUGAUACCCUGACGUAGAGAUAGGAGGCCGGGUCUUUUUUUUUCUUUUUUUUUUCCGCCUAAGUUAGUAGGGAAUGCGUUGUGUUGACCCUCCUACUGGACCGCUCUGUUUUGGGUUGUCCGUCUAGCUGUCUAUGAUUCUCUUAAAGGGGCCGCUUGGCUUCCAGAGCUGCGGGGUCCCGAGAUGUUACUUACGGUGAAGGCGCUCCAGGGCCGGGAAUGCAGCCUCCAGGUCUCUCCUGAUGAGCGCAUCUCCUCUCUCAAGCGUCUUGUCUCAGAAAAGCUGAAUGUCCCAAUCUCUCAACAGCGCUUACUUUUCAAAGGCAAAGCUCUGGCAGAUGAACAUCGUUUGUCUGAUUACUCUAUUGGACCUGAGUCAAAGCUCAACCUUGUGAUCAAGCCUUUGGAGAAGGCAUCACCUGAGGAUCCUACCAGCAGAGCUGGCCUCCCACAGAGUUCAACCAUCUGGCACAUGCUGGCCCAAAUCCUGAGCAGGCAUUACACUGUGGCUGAUACUGAGAAAGUGCUGGAGCAGGAUUAUGAGCGGAGCCUUCGAUUGCUGAGCCUAGAUGACAUAGAGCGUUUAGCCACCCGCUUGCUUCAUCCUGAAGUAGCGGAGGCUGUGGAAAUGGGUUUUUUGGAUUAGCUGCUGGUGAAUUGAGCCCUAUUCAUCACUUUGGACAGUAAACCCCUGGGCAGGGCCCAGUUUGGGGCCUAAUGCGAGUGAUUUCUCUGGACUGCUGUUAAAGGGUCACGGAGCAUAUGUAACUUCUCCCCAUCAAUUAAAAGUGGUGAUAGGUGAGAUUAAUCUGUUCUGUCUAGUAUGUUCAACAGAUGGCAUUCUUUAGAGAAAUUGUUUGCCUUUUCUUGAGAGACGCAGUUACCUUUGCAGUUGAGGGUGGCUUUGUUUAUAUUUGAAUUUCUUGUUUAACCCCAAAGCCUGGUUGCAUCUAAUAGACUCCUUUUUUAUUGUUUUACUCAAAGGCUUUUCUGGCCAUAAAAGUUCACUGAAGCUUCCAGGCAGAAAAUCAAAUCUGAAUAAUACAAAUUUGAAUUAUGACUUUUCAAAACUAGCAUUGAUACUCUCCAGAAUGACUACGCAAGCUUUGACAAUGUAAGGGACUUAUUCCGAGUCCCCUGUUUAAUUAGCAUUGUUAGAUAGGAAAACAUUUGUCAGAUAUUUUAGAUUGUUAAAUGUUUCAAGAAACAAGAUAACUGAAUGUUAAUCAGAUGGCUAAGCAGUGUUUACUGGCAGAGAUCUGCAUAUAUUCUGUAUGUUUAAUAUUUCUUAGGUAGAUCAAUUGAGCCCUUGUAGCAAUGCAUUCAGCUGCAAUCCAGAGCACACCUAAAUUUGCUGGUUCACUGCCCAAAACACCCUUCCCCAAAUUAAGUGCAAUCCAGAUGUGUGGUAGGGUUUUUUCAACUUCCAGAAUUCCCAAUCAACAUCUGGAGAGCACUUAAUUUGGGAAGGCUGGGCUCAGGAAUUGUUAGAAUAAGGCAGCAGAUGUCCCUAGAAAAGCAGAUCUACUGCCUUGGCUAAAAGCCAGGCCUCUCUAUCUAAGCCCUCCCCUUUCACCUGGUAGUAUUUUUUAUUGCAGAUCCUGAAAAUGGGGUAGAGUUACAAGUUGAUUAUGAGCCACACAGAGAAGGAUUGUGUCUAUGACCCCUUAUUUUUAUUGAUGUAUCCAUAUUCCUGAGUUAUACAAGAACAGGAUUUGGUUAAGUAAUUAUUGACUCCAAUGAAAGAAGAAAAACAAAAGACCUCCUACUAAAUUUGUCUGUGGUGUUUUCUUAUCCUUACGGAGAUGGUUUAAAUGAAGCAGACAAAAGUAUGGUAUAUCCAGCCUUCCAUGAAAAUGUGACUUAUGAUUGCUCUUUAAAUCAUUGAUAAAUGAACCUCACUUUUAGAAUUAUGUUUUAGUAAUCUGUCCAUGCCAUGCUUGAUUUUACAUGUCUCAAUCAGGUUCCUCCAAUGUCUCUUGUUUUUUAAGAUAGGAUCUCAAAUGCUGUAGCCUAUUAAAAAAAAUCAAACAUGGUUAUCAGAAUUGUCUGGAAUAUUACAGAUGUGGAUGCAAGGGUAUUAAAGUUUUGGCAGUUUUA